AGCAUGGGCCCGAAGUGAGGUUUUCUCAUCACUUCGCAGAUUUUGAGAAAAAAAAGCAAAAAGAUUUUAGGGCUAGCAACAAGAACAACCAUCGCAAUUUCAUCAAGAUUCUUGCUUCAAUGCAAUCUCUCUUCCAAUUCAACGUCUUCAGAGAUCCCACCUUCAAAAUCCCAAGGUAAAUUUCCCUUUUCAACUCUCAUCGUGAUUCUCGUUCCUGCCGAUGAACGAAGAUAUCGUUUACAGCGUCGAAUUGGUUCACUCAUUUUGAAAGUUGAAACCCAGUUCGAAUCCGAUAGAUGAACACCGUUUUUGGUGUACCCAAUCGAUUUUAGGUGUUUUUUAGCUUACCCAUUUGAAGAAAUCACGAAUUCGUGUCGUUUUAUGGCUCAGAAGAUUUCUUGAAGUUGUGAAAAUCGAAAUAGAUAUAUAUAUAGAGAGAGAAAGAGCUGUUAGCGAUUAGGGACUAUAUUAUGGCUGAUGAUUCUUUAGCUGAAAUCGCCGAACCAUCACUCGUGAGUUUAACAGAUCAUCAUCAGCAACAGCAACAGCAACAGCCUCUUGAUUUGGUAGAUUUGACAAAUCAUGCUUUAGUUAUAGGUCAAGAAUUUCCAGAUGUUGAAACUUGUAGAAGGGCUUUGAAAGAUAUCGCCAUAGCAUUGCACUUUGAUCUUCGAAUAGUCAAAUCGGAUCGUAGUCGUUUUAUAGCUAAAUGCUCGAAAGAAGGUUGUCCAUGGCGUGUUCAUGUUGCAAAAUGCCCAAAUGUACCUACCUUUUCGAUUAGAACACUUCAUGGAGAGCAUACAUGUGAAGGGGUUCGGAACCUCCAUCAUCAGCAAGCGUCGGUAGGUUGGGUUGCGAGAUCGGUUGAAUCAAGAAUCCGGGAUAAUCCACAGUAUAAACCGAAGGAGAUUUUGCAAGAUAUUCGUGAUCAACAUGGUGUUGCGGUUUCUUAUAUGCAAGCUUGGCGUGGAAAAGAGCGUAGUAUGGCUGCAUUACAUGGAACUUUUGAAGAAGGGUACCGGCUUUUACCUACGUAUUGUGAACAAAUUCGGAAAAGUAAUCCAGGAAGCAUAGCGUCGGUUUUCUCCACAGGACAAGAUAAUUGCUUCCAACGCCUCUUUAUAUCGUAUCGUGCAUCAAUCAUUGGGUUUUUGAAUGCUUGUAGGCCGUUACUAGAACUUGAUAAAGCCCAUCUAAAAGGAAAGUAUUUAGGUACCCUUAUAUGUGCUUCAGCUGUUGAUGGUGAUGAUGGAUUGUUUCCUUUAGCAUUUGCGGUAGUUGAUGUUGAAAGUGACGAAAACUGGAUGUGGUUUAUGUCGGAAUUGCGUAAGCUUCUUGGUGUCAAUACCGAAAACAUGCCUAGACUCACGAUAUUAUCUGAAAGGCAGCGGGGCAUGGUGGAGGCCGUCGAGACGCAUUUUCCAAGCGCUUUUCACGGGUUCUGUUUGCGGUAUGUUAGCGAGAAUUUUCGCGAUACAUUCAAGAAUUCAAAACUAGUGAACAUAUUUUGGAGUGCCGUUUACGCCCUUACACCAGUUGAAUUCGAAAGCAAGAUAUCCGAGAUGCUUGAGGUUUCCCAAGAUGUCAUUUUGUGGUUCCAAGAAUUCCCGCCUCAACUCUGGGCAGUAGCGUACUUUGAAGGCGUCCGUUAUGGACAUUUCACAUUAGGGAUCACUGAACUUUUAUAUAAUUGGGCAUUAGAAGGUCACGAACUCCCAAUUGUGCAACUAAUGGAGCACAUCCGCCAUCAAUUGAUCACAUGGUUUGAAAACCGGCUUAAUAUGGGAAUGAGAUGGAACUCAAUAGUCGUACCAUCUGCAGAAAAACGGAUUCUUGAAGCGAUUGCUGAUGCCCGUUGCUAUCAGGUUUUGCGUGCAAAUGAGGUUGAAUUUGAGGUUGUGUCAACUGAGCGAACAAACAUCGUGGACAUAAGAAGUAGAGUAUGCUCAUGCCGCCGGUGGCAGUUAUAUGGUCUUCCGUGUGCACAUGCUGCAGCCGCCCUCAUAUCUAGCGGCAAGAAUGCACAUGUGUUUGCUGAUCAUUGUUUUAAAGUAGAAAGUUAUCGUGAAACAUACUCACAGAUGAUAUAUCCGGUUCCAGAUAAAAGUCUUUGGAAAGAUCUUAGUGAAGGCGGAGGUGUGAAAUUCGAUAUCAUAAUCCGUCCACCAAAGACACGCAGGCCUCCUGGUCGGCCAAAAAAGAAAGUUCUUCGUAUAGAGAGUUUGAAGCGGCCAAAAAGAAUCGUUCAAUGUGGGCGUUGCCAUAUGUUGGGACACUCUCAAAAGAAGUGUGCGAUGCCAAUUUGACGUCAAUGGUUGUUUGUUCUCUUAUCCUUCUUUAAUAUCCAUUUGUUUUCGCUUUGGUUUUUUGACAAUCGGCAUAGAGUUGUGUAUUUGUAUGCUUAAGAAGUUGCAAAAUAAGUUCUUGUUGUUAGCUUUCAUCGUGUAUAUCAUAGUCGCAUUGUUCAAUCAUGCGCUCCUUUUCAGAUACAAAAGAAAACUAUUGUUCUGGG
This is a messenger RNA of Cynara cardunculus var. scolymus (artichoke), 2512 nucleotides long. RefSeq lists its product as uncharacterized. The transcript has a single exon. Bases 471 to 2306 code for a protein of 611 amino acids. The record is from RefSeq and is a predicted model, not a curated record. Gene Ontology annotation, molecular function: zinc ion binding. NCBI's taxonomy places the organism in Eukaryota, Viridiplantae, Streptophyta, Magnoliopsida, Asterales, Asteraceae.